GCCCGCCCGGAGCCUCGGCGCCCGCCCGCCGCCAUGGAGGGCCAGAGCAUCAAGCCAAGCUCCCAGCCACCAGCGCAGGCCCAGGACGACGAGAAGAACCAGAGAACCGUCACUGUCAACCCUGCCCACAUGGGGAAGGCCUUCAAGGCUAUGAACGAACUGCGGAGCAAGCAGCUGUUGUGUGACGUGAUGAUCGUGGCAGAAGACGUGGAGAUCGAAGCUCACCGGGUGGUCCUGGCGGCCUGCAGCCCCUACUUCUGUGCCAUGUUCACAGGCGACAUGUCUGAGAGUAAAGCCAAGAAGGUGGAAAUCAAGGAUGUGGAUGGGCAGACGCUCAGCAAGCUGAUCGACUACAUCUACACCGCGGAAAUCGAAGUGACGGAGGACAACGUGCAGGUGCUGCUCCCGGCGGCCAGCCUGCUGCAGCUCAUGGACGUGCGGCAGAACUGCUGUGACUUCCUGCAGUCUCAGCUGCAUCCCACCAACUGCCUGGGCAUCCGCGCCUUUGCUGACGUGCACACCUGCACCGACCUUCUGCAGCAGGCGAACGCCUAUGCAGAGCAGCACUUCCCAGAGGUGAUGCUGGGGGAAGAGUUUCUUAGCCUAACUCUGGACCAGGUGUGCAGCUUGAUCUCCAGCGACAAGCUGACUGUCUCCUCAGAAGAGAAGGUGUUCGAAGCCGUCAUUUCUUGGAUCAACUAUGAGAAGGAGACCCGCCUGGAACACAUGGCCAAGCUCAUGGAACAUGUCCGACUCCCUCUCUUGCCUAGAGAUUACCUCGUUCAGACGGUGGAGGAAGAAGCUUUGAUAAAGAACAACAGCACCUGUAAGGACUUCCUCAUCGAGGCCAUGAAAUACCACCUGCUCCCCCUGGACCAGAGGCUGCUGAUUAGGAACCCCAGGACCAAGCCCCGGACUCCCGUCAGCCUGCCCAAGGUCAUGAUCGUGGUUGGCGGCCAGGCGCCCAAAGCGAUCCGCAGCGUGGAGUGCUAUGACUUCGAGGAGGACCGGUGGGAUCAGAUCGCCGAACUCCCAUCCAGGAGAUGCCGAGCAGGUGUGGUGUUCAUGGCCGGCCACGUGUACGCCGUGGGGGGGUUCAAUGGCUCGCUGAGGGUGCGGACGGUGGACGUGUACGACGGCGGGAAGGACCAGUGGACGUCCAUCGCCAGCAUGCAGGAGCGCCGCAGCACGCUGGGGGCCGCUGUGCUCAAUGACCUGCUCUACGCCGUGGGGGGCUUCGACGGCAGCACGGGCCUGGCGUCCGUGGAAGCCUACAGCUACAAGACCAACGAGUGGUUCUUCGUGGCCCCGAUGAACACGCGGCGGAGCAGCGUGGGCGUGGGCGUUGUGGAGGGGAAGCUGUACGCCGUCGGGGGCUAUGACGGCGCCUCACGCCAGUGCCUCAGCACCGUGGAGCAGUACAACCCGGCCACCAACGAAUGGACCUACGUGGCCGACAUGAGCACCCGCCGCAGCGGGGCAGGGGUCGGAGUGCUCAGCGGACAGCUGUAUGCCACCGGCGGGCACGACGGGCCGUUGGUGAGGAAGAGCGUCGAGGUGUACGACCCGGGGACCAACACCUGGAAGCAGGUGGCCGACAUGAACAUGUGUCGACGUAACGCAGGGGUGUGCGCAGUGAACGGGCUCCUGUACGUGGUCGGAGGGGACGACGGCUCCUGCAACCUGGCCUCGGUGGAGUACUACAACCCGGUCACCGACAAGUGGACGCUGCUGCCCACCAAUAUGAGCACGGGGCGGAGCUACGCAGGUGUCGCUGUAAUUCACAAGACCUUGUGACCCAAACUUCUGCCAGAGAUGGAGGAGAGAGAGAAAGAGAGACACUUGGAGCAGAGGACCAGAGCCGGAAGUGACUCGCCGGGGUGCCAAUGCGGUACCAGAGCACUGUCCUCCACAGCGUGGAUUCUAAUGACCCGGCUCCUGCUCCAAACGAGGUGCUUCGGUCUCUGUCCUGAGCAGAUUCCUACAGGUUAUAGGAAUCGUCUUUAAUCUAUAGGUUAUAGAUUCCUGAAUACCCCAGCAGCACCUUUGGACUUUUUAAUGGCAUUUCUACAGGGGUGGGGGAGGGGGGGGAAGAAGACCCGUGUGUGUGUGUGUGUGUGUGUGUGUGUGAGAGAGAGAGAGAGAGAGAGAGAGAGAGAGAGAGAGAGAGAAACGUGUGCGAGUCCACUGGAUUUCUUUACUACUGAUGCUUUCGCCAUGCUACAAAUCAAAUCUCAGUGACCUCACCUCAGGGCGGUCCCGUGGGACUGUAGACUACUGAUGCUUUGUCUUCCGGAAGUCUGGUUGGCCAGGCCGGGGAAUGUCCCAAAAAAUAUAACCGGCCAGGCAGGCAGCUGUGACCAGGCCUGACACGUGACUUGACCCCCGUGGCCCUGCACGAGAGCGGAGCUUCUUCCUCACGCCUGCGCCGUGUCCAGCACACGCCACGUGCCACCCCGUCGGCAGUCUUCCUGGGCUGUCCUCUAGGAAGCAGAUGAGUCAUGGCCUCUCUCUCUCUGGUUGCCGACGUCAUGGAUUCUUCCAUGUGAAGAUCUUGUGUGUCUUCAGCAGGGAAAAGGAACUCUUCGGAGAAGCCCCAGAGCAACACACUGGAGGAAAAAUAAAAAUCUAUACAAGAAAAGGAAAAGAAAUACAAGGAGUGGUGUGGAUGAGGAGUCGGCCCUUACCCACAACGCGCUGGGUUUUCCCAGGCUGGGACAGCCAGGCGAGGCUCCUCAGGCCUGAGGAUUGGUCGUAUGGAGAUGAAUAAGUGAAAGGUGCUCUUGAGCUGUAUGAGGCGACGUGCCAGCUGGGGACGGCCCCUGCCACUUUGGAACGAUGCUCCAGUUCCUCUGAUCUUGUUGUCUUCCUUUUUAUGUGAUAUCUUCCCAUUUCAGGGUCUGUACCCCUCUCUCCAAUUUCUAGAACAACCCACCACUCCCCCCUCUGUAACCCCCCCCCCCCCAUGGCUUUCUCAGUCAGGGAGAAGAUGGCAGUAGAUCCUGGGUUUGAGAUCUCCCUCCAGUGAUCCUAGCAUUUCAAGAGUUUGAGAAGAGCUUUGAACUCACAGGUGAUGGUUAUUAAGGCCAGGACUUCAACCAUGUGGAGAGGGAACUUGGAGCAUAAAUGGUGUUGUUUGCAUUAAAAAGAAAGAAAAAGAAUCUGGGCGCCGGUGACCCACACCUGUCAUCCCAACUACUCAGGA
Molecule: messenger RNA, 3205 nt
Organism: Dipodomys spectabilis (banner-tailed kangaroo rat)
Lineage: Eukaryota; Metazoa; Chordata; Mammalia; Rodentia; Heteromyidae
Gene: Klhl3
Product: kelch like family member 3
Exons: 15
Coding region: 34-1797 (587 amino acids)
Biological process (GO): protein K48-linked ubiquitination; renal sodium ion absorption; monoatomic ion homeostasis
Cellular component (GO): cytosol
Molecular function (GO): protein binding
Source: RefSeq, a predicted model, not a curated record